Molecule: messenger RNA, 1386 nt
Organism: Saccharomycodes ludwigii
Lineage: Eukaryota; Fungi; Ascomycota; Saccharomycetes; Saccharomycodales; Saccharomycodaceae
Gene: MBR1
Product: Mbr1p
Exons: 1
Coding region: 1-1386 (461 amino acids)
Source: RefSeq, a predicted model, not a curated record
AUGGAUAGGGACAUUACUAACGAGGUAAAUGAUGUAUCACGCCAAUUAACCUCGUUUAAUUUCAAUAAUAAUAAUAAUAAUAGUGCCAAUAAUAACACUGAUAAUAAUGGAACUUUUUAUUCUGUUCCUACUGGCACUGAUAAAGCUAAGAUGACUAACAGCAAUCACGAAUAUCAUUCCGUUGAUGAUUACAAUGAUAUCUUUGAAAGAAAUGUUCAGGAUAUUGGUUCAGAUUUUGAGGAUGAUGAAGAAGAAGAAGGAGAAGAAGAAGAAGAAGAAGUGGCAUAUAAUGAUGACGAUGAUCAAACUAUCGGUCCUCUUACCACCACUUUGGGCACUAACAAACUAGACUGUAAUAACCGUAAUAGCAAUCAUGUGGGUAAGCACCCUUUAUGCAGUAGCACAAGUGGUAUUAAUAUAACUCCCUCAAAUACCGACUUAAAAAAGCAAAAUAGGAGAAGAAAAUCGACAGCUUUAGCCAAUACUAUUAUGGUAAAAUUAGCAAGACAUCCGUCUGCUGUUAUUAAUAUGGCUAAUUCCCCCACAUCUAGUAAUACUACUAUGAACACUACCGGUUCUAUGGAGCAUUAUACUUAUAAUAAUAAUAAUAAUAAUACACAAGACAGUGUUAUGACUACGAAUAGUGUUAUGAACAAUGCUGGUAGUGACGAUAUACGUUCUUCCUCAUCUUCAUUACUUCCAAAUUCACCGAGUGGAUGUAUCACCAAUGGUACUAGUUCUACCGCCACUGCUACAGGUGAACAAGAGAGCAAUAAUAACAGUGGUAAUUAUGGUGCCACACCCCCUCAGUCCGGUUAUAGUCUAAGUAGAUGUUGUACUAAUGGUAGCAUCCCAACCCAUUUGUUUUGUUUGGAAAGAUACGUUUCUAGUGAAUUGGAUUCAAAUGCGGAAGAGUUUUUCUGUGAGGAUUGUGGGAAAGAUAUUUCCGGAGAAGGGAAGGAUGUUGGCAAAAGUCAUGAAAGUUGUUUAGCAUCUAAACAGAAAAUUGACGGGGGGGAUCUUGAAGAUUGUGGAACUGAUAUAACUAAUAAUAAUACCGAAGGUGAUGCUAUUUUAAAAGCUCGACGUCGUGCUCAUAAGCAUGAUGUUAAUCACCGAUACCAUCAUCAUGAUACCGGUAGUGACGGUAAAAAAAAUAGCAAGAUUGGCAUAAGUAAACCUCAAAUAGAGACAAAACAGGGUGAUUCCGACGCUGUUACUGCUGCUACUAAUUUUACCAACAACAGUGGGAAUGUUAAUAGUAAGAAUAAGAAUGGCAAUGGAAAAAAAAAGUUACACAACGAUCCCAGCUCUUUUUUCAAUACCUUAAAAAACCGAAAGUCGUUUAUCACAUCAGCUUUGGCAGAUUCCCUAUCAUUGCAUUAG